GAUGUUGAGCAAAGCGAUACGAUGGCUGGGGUUCUUCGCAGUCCUGAUAGCUACGGGGGCCAACUGGGAAGCAGACCCCCUCUGCCCUGCCAGGUACAAACUCAACUGCCUACUCCGUCGACGUCUGGGCUGCGGGCCUGAUGGAGCGCCCAGCUGUGGCCCUUGCUUCCCCAAUUAUGAGGAGGACUCUGGUGGCGACUGUGUGCCAAAGAAGGUCCCUAAGCAAGAAAGCAAAACAAAAACCCAGAAGAGGCCCAAAGACUUGCCUGGACUCAUCCGUUCCCUCCUGGCCAAGCACGAGAAGGGGUUGCAACCACCCAGCAUAGAGACCCCCCUGCCUGGUAUGACUGAGAUGUUUGAGCCACCCAACUCUCCCACCCCCUUCCCCUCCCUCACCCCUUUCCCCACCUCUGUCCCCACAAACGUCUCCUAUUCUGCAAGCAGCAGCCCAGUUCCCUCACAGUUGUACGAAGGCACUCCGUUCUCGGCCGCCACAGUCCCAGGGAGAGUGAAAGUGGAUUUCAAGCAAAGGUCCCGGCCCCCAGCUACUAGUCUGAACAAAGCGGUGACCCUCACUCUUGUGGUGAUGUGCACAGUGACUGGCGUCUCCGGGCUAGUGGUUGCUGCCAUUUGCUGGUACAGGCUACAGAAAGAGGUUCGCUUGGCUCAGAAGAUGGCAUACACAGCCCCACGAGGGAGCCAGUACCGAUACCAUCAGCCCAGUGCAUACAUGGACUCUAGACUAGCUGAAUCUUGCCAGGUGCACCACUAUCAACAUCAGAAGAAACUGCUCACCGGAGAGGAUAGAGAAUCCCCGAAACCUGAAGUACAACUCUCCACAGAGUCAGAGACUGAAAAUGGAGAUUACACCGUGUUCGAGUGUCCAGGACUGGCACCGAGCGGAGAGAUGGAGAUCCACAACCCUCUCUUCGAUACCUCCACCCUACACCGAUGUCCUCCCUAA
Molecule: messenger RNA, 964 nt
Organism: Elgaria multicarinata webbii
Lineage: Eukaryota; Metazoa; Chordata; Lepidosauria; Squamata; Anguidae
Product: neural proliferation differentiation and control protein 1-like
Exons: 9
Coding region: 2-964 (320 amino acids)
Cellular component (GO): membrane
Source: RefSeq, a predicted model, not a curated record